GAAAUUUGACAGGGGUUAAGCAAAUUAAGAAGAGUAAAAGUUGGGCUGUAGUCAAGAGAAAGAAAUACAGAGAACUAACUGAAAUGGCUGCCAUUCAUCCCAACAAGACCAGCACUCGCUAUGUAAGCUCUCGCUAUAACGGAUGGACACUUCCUCCUCAUGGGUAUCAAAUCAUUGCCUGGGUUAUCGAAAUCUACUUCCUACUUAUAAACUUUGCAAUGAUUAUUCCUUCGCUUUCACAACAAUUGCAAGCCACAUUUUAUGUGAUAAACGGCUUGGCGAGCACUGUGUACAUGGUGUGUGUCAUUGUUGUCACGACUAUCAACCCAGCGGAUGAGGCCAUAUUGAAGAAAUCCGUCCAGCAGACAUUGGCCGACUUUGACAGCAGCAAACACAAGCACGUAAUUGAGAACCACUACUGCAAUCUGUGUGAAGUACAUGUUGCUGAGAACACAAAACAUUGCAGAAUAUGCAACAAGUGUGUUUCAGACUGCGACCAUCAUUGCAAGUGGAUCAACAAUUGCAUCGGCAGUCGAAAUUACCUAUGGUUCAUCAUGUCGCUGGCUAGUGCUGUGAUUUCAAUUUGUCUGAUUUUGUGUAUGUCCUUAGCCCAGUUUAUUGGCUACUUUACCGAUCGGACGAGUGGCAGAAUACUGAAAACAUACAAAGGGAACGGAUCCGACGAUGCUGUCUUUUUUAUCAUUUACCAACCAGUACCAGACUGGCUGUGGAUGACAUUUCAGUCUGUCACCAUAUUGUUGGCCACCAUAGGUGUCUCUUUGUUGACGGCUCUCCUCUCUUGCCAUUUCUACUAUGGCUGUAUUUACGACUGUAUUCAUGCACGAAAGCCAGAAGUCCAAGAAGGAGGAGCCCAAAAAGAGAAACUGAAAUGCCAGACGUUAAGAAAGAAAUGGACCAAUAUUUUCAAAGUGAAUCGUGUCAAUCCUUAUAAAGAAACAACCAUACCAGAUAUUGAAAACAAAUUAUUACAAAGUGCCAAUGACAUAAAACAAAUUGAGGAGUCGGCUGAAGAAACACCAUCACCAGCUGCAAGUGCAGGGAACACAAAGUAAAAAUUGAGUGAAGCAAGCAUUACAGCAGUUUACAUAACCAGAGGAGAAAGAUUCAGACAAUCAUUGAUCAAAAAUAUUUUUUAAUAAAGAGAUAAUCACUA
Molecule: messenger RNA, 1174 nt
Organism: Gigantopelta aegis
Lineage: Eukaryota; Metazoa; Mollusca; Gastropoda; Neomphalida; Peltospiridae
Product: palmitoyltransferase ZDHHC1-like
Exons: 10
Coding region: 84-1073 (329 amino acids)
Biological process (GO): peptidyl-L-cysteine S-palmitoylation; protein targeting to membrane
Cellular component (GO): endoplasmic reticulum; Golgi apparatus
Molecular function (GO): protein-cysteine S-palmitoyltransferase activity
Source: RefSeq, a predicted model, not a curated record